Stereum hirsutum FP-91666 SS1 is the source of this 4185-nucleotide messenger RNA. RefSeq lists its product as uncharacterized. The record is from RefSeq and is a predicted model, not a curated record. Bases 1 to 4185 code for a protein of 1394 amino acids. Gene Ontology annotation, biological process: DNA damage response; protein polyubiquitination. The transcript is spliced from 23 exons. Gene Ontology annotation, molecular function: ubiquitin protein ligase activity; ATP binding; ATP-dependent chromatin remodeler activity. Gene Ontology annotation, cellular component: nucleus. Lineage: Eukaryota; Fungi; Basidiomycota; Agaricomycetes; Russulales; Stereaceae.
AUGACUGUGUCCUUCCAUGCUCCCCUCAUCUUCGAACCCCUCACUGACAGCCGCCUCGCCGAAGAAGCGAGACGCGUUCUCCUCCACUUCGCAUUUCCACCCCCCUCUCUCGGACCACCAUUCCAUAAUCGAAUCGACAUUCCCUUCUUCUACGCCUCCAUCAAGCCUGCACCACAGCUCUCAUCCACCAAGCUCUACGAAGCUGCUCAGCCGGAUGCCCUUCUCCCCACUUUACUCCCUUUCCAACGAAGAACUGUGGCUUGGAUGCUCGAGAGGGAGGACAAAACGUUGGACGCGUCGUCUGGUGCUGUAGUAGAUCGUGCAGUAGAUCUGACGGACUUGCCGUUAUUCUGGGAAAGUAUUAGGGUCAGGCCAGAGUCGGGUACAACAACGACAUGGUAUUUCCGAAGACUCACAAGCGAACUCACUAGCGAGUUUCCGAGUCAGGAGAUGACGUGUUUUGGUGCAUCUGUCUGCGAGGAACCCGGCUUGGGGAAGACCCUUGAAUGUAUAGCGCUCAUCCUUCUCAACCCCGGCAUCGGACGGAAUCCCACUGUCGUCCGUUGGGAUCCUGAGGCAAAGGUGGAGGUCAAGCAGAUCAAGACGAAUCUCAUCGUAACCCCCGUCUCCCUGUCCCAGCAAUGGAAAGACGAAAUUACUCUACAUUCUCCCACUCUCAAAGUCUUCGUUUACGAAGGUUGGAACAAGCUUCCCGUUCCCAUCACCCCCAACACAGCUGUUCCCAUCGGCAAACCCAAACUCAGACGAAAAGGCAAUGUCGGACGUCGUAAAAACACGGUCGGAGCGAACGGUGACGCCAUGGAAAUCGAUGAAGAUAACGAAGCCAAGAUCACCGACGGCCUGGAUUGGGUCGCAUUCGUGAACACUUUCGACGUGGUCAUCACAACGUAUAAUGUUCUCCAACAGGAUUUGAAUGUGGCGAGGGCACCACCUGUGAGGCCGAGGAGGGAGGUGGCGGAAUAUUCGAGGACGGAGCGGGCGAGAAGCCCGUUGAUCAUGGUGGAGUGGUUUAGGGUCAUCAUGGAUGAGGUGCAGGUGGUUGGAGGAGGAAAGACUGAGUAUAUGGUGUCACUUAUUCCACGUCUUUCAUCCUUUGCGGUCUCGGGUACACCUGCUAGAUCUCAUGUAGCUGACCUGUCCCACGUCCUCAAGUUCUUGCGUGUUGAUCCGAUGAUCUACUCACAACGAAUCUGGUCCCGCCUUUUGCGAGCACCAUACGCAUCCGACUUUGCCGCUUUGUUCCAGAAGUAUACUGUCAGGACCAUGAAAUCCGCUGUCAAAGACGAGCUCACUAUUCCACAGCAAACACGUUAUCUGGUGCCAAUAGAGCUUGGUCGCGUCGAACGCCACGUAUACGAUCAAAAUAUUGAAAAUGCCCUGCUCGAUCUUGGAUUGGAUGCUCGCGGUGUCGCCGCCUCAGAAGACUGGGAGCUCGAUUCGAGCGUCUUGAGGACCUGGCUUCGGAAGCUUCGACAGAUAUGUACGCAUCCUCAAGUCGGCAGUUUGUCGACUAAAGAGAAGCAGCUUGGGAAGAGUGGUGCGUUGAAGACUAUGGCCGAGGUCCUUGAGGGCAUGAGAGAUCAGAAUUGGAAGAACAUGAUGGAGGAUCGACGGACGAAGGUCAAUGAACUCGCCACAGCUGCACAGUUGGUCCAGCACGACAAAGGAGCAGCCACCACCGCCCAACGCGCUGCCAACCUACUUCUCCAGGCCGAACAAGAAGCCAACGCCGCCAUCCAAGAAGUACAAGCUGAAAUCGCACUGCACGAUGAAAAAGGUGAAGUACUCAAGAAAGAGGCCGCUGCCGUGCGCGCCGCUCGCAGGAAAUCUGUCGAACCCGAUCCUUUUGACAAGGGCAAAGGCAAGGCUCGAGUGGUGGACGACUUUUCCAGCGAUGAAAGCGACGACGACAACGAUUCGAUGAGCGACGAAGGUAUGCCGAAGACGCCUGCAGGAAGGGAACAUGUGCAUAAGAAGACCGGUUUGGUCAAUCGAUUGAGGGAUUGGUAUUUGACAUUGCAUAGGGUGAAGUUCUUGCAGGGAGAUGUGUAUCAUGUCAUAGGAGACCAUAAGGCCGUGGAUGAGGAGGCAGCGUAUGCUGCAGCAGAGGUUCUCCGGAAGCGGCUGCUCAAACUCACGGAGGUAUCUGCCGUGCGGGCCAUGGGGCAGCUCAAGGUGGAUGUCACAACAUCUUCGAGCCGACAGGGCGUGAAUUUGGAGAAGAUCCUGGUCGACUUCGACGACUGGCCCAAAGGCGGGAUACGCUCCAGUGACCUGCUGGAUCAAGCCAAGGAGAUCGCAGACGAACUCCUAAACGCGCAGGCGAGACUAUUUUGGAAGUGGCGAGAGCACAUCUACCAUCUCAUUGCCCAACCCCUCGGCGCCUCCGACUCAGAAACCGAUGGUGCUGAUGGUCAAGAGUACUCUCGCUCGCUCGCCACCCAGGGCGAGGCUGAGGUCUACCUUCAAUCGUAUGCCUCCCUUCUCGCUGACCGUCGCGAAGUCCUCGUCAACGAGCGUACUAUGCUUGCUGUCCAUGACGCCAAGGAGAAGAAACUUCGUCGUACAAAGGCGGCCGCAAAGGCCGUUGCUCAUGAUGAUGACGCGGAUAUGAUAGAUACCGAGGUCGAAGUAGAGCCAGAACAUAUGGUCUUGAGGAAGCAGCUCGAAGACGAGAGGAGAGCACUGCUUGCACAGUUCGAGGGCGUGGCUGUCAAGUCCAUCGUAGUCCAGCUCAAUGCCGUAGCGGCGAAGUUACCCAAGGAAGACGACCCGGAGAAGAUCUUGGCAAGGGAAGGCGCGAGCGCACUGCGUAAGUUGAUGUCAGACCAAGCUUCUGCGAACGAAAAGCUGGAGGCCGACCUCGCCCUGUUCCGGAAGGCCUUCAACGAGCGGAUCUUGUACUUCCGGCAGCUACAAGAGAUCUCGGACUCUGUGGUAGAAGUUCAAUGGGAUGGUGCCGUUGGCGACGCUAUCAAAGAGAAUGAGACGACGAGAGUUGAGCUGGAAAAGAAGAUCAACACUGCUCGCGCACGCCAUCGAUAUCUCAACCAUCUCGCAAGCAAAGAGGGAGAGGGUGGCGAGGACGAUGAAGAGGAUGCUUGCGUUCUCUGCAAGUGCGAGUUUGUGCGUGGAUACAUCACGCAAUGUGCACAUGUUUACUGCGAAGAUUGCAUGAAGUCGUGGCUGACGAAACAGCACGGGAAGGCAUGCCCAGUGUGCAGAGUUCCGCUGGACGUCAGUAGCCUUCAACGUUUCUCCAUUCAAGACAAGAGCAAGGACGCCCCCGUCUCUUCAUUGCCAGUCAAGCUUAGCAAGGACGGAGUACCGAGGUCACUCCGAACGAUCGAGUACAAUUAUAUCAAAGCCAGUUUAUUCGAAGAUAUCGCGGCCACAGAAUCCGAAGGAAGCUACGGCUCAAAAAUCCAAACGCUCGUUCGGCACCUUCUGUUGCUUCAACAGUCGGAACCAGGAGCGAAGAGCAUCGUGUUCUCGGCAUGGGCUGAUUCGCUGUCGAUUAUCGAACAUGCGUUGAACAUGAACGGGAUACCUUGCUUGCGGAUCGAUUCGACGAAAGGCAAGCAGAACGCUGCGAAGAGAUUCCGAACGGAUCCCGAUCUCCUAGUUUUGCUUCUUCACGGGGAACGUGAAAAUGCAGGCCUGAACGUAACGUGUGCCUCGAGAGUAUUCCUGCUCGAGAGCGUGGUCCAGCAUUCGUUCGAGAUUCAAGCUAUCGCUCGAAUCGAUCGACUUGGACAGACAAGGCCUACCGAAGUGUAUUGCUACUAUGCUGAAGAUACGGUGGAGAAAAACAUCCUCGACUUGGCCGCGAGGGAGGGACUUUCGCUCUAUACCAAAGACAGCGCACAAGGGACGCUCAACGUGACGCCACUCGCGCCUGACUCUGAGAAGAAUGUCGUCGAUUCGCCUUCCAAGGGAAAAGGAAAGGGAAGGAAAGCAGCAGGGACGCAGAAGGGUGACUUCAUCAUCAAGACGGACGACAUGCUUGCGAUUCUAUUCCCUCAUUUAUAUGAGGACUUGGAGUUCUUGAUACCGCCAGAGGCUAGUGGUGCCAAUGCCGGUGGGAGUGACUCGCCGCAGCGAACGGCUUCUAUGAGGUCUCUCCAGCAGAACGCUGUCGCAGGGCCCUCUCGGACGCAUUAG